Molecule: messenger RNA, 4353 nt
Organism: Archocentrus centrarchus (flier cichlid)
Lineage: Eukaryota; Metazoa; Chordata; Actinopteri; Cichliformes; Cichlidae
Gene: rtn4b
Product: reticulon 4b
Exons: 9
Coding region: 249-3218 (989 amino acids)
Biological process (GO): brain development; endoplasmic reticulum tubular network formation; neuron differentiation
Cellular component (GO): endoplasmic reticulum membrane; postsynaptic density; neuron projection
Source: RefSeq, a predicted model, not a curated record
CUUCCCCCUCUCAGCUCCUCGGAGGCCAUCUGGGGACUCGGGUCCGACUCUGUGGCGACUGUACUCCGGAGAGCUGCUCCAACUUUGUUCGGAGUCAGAGGCAGAUUACAGGCGGGGACUUCCCGGUGCGGUUUCCCGGCUCUUCCUGGUGGACGUGUGCAACAGGAGGUGACUGACUGAGCGGACAUUUAGCGGAGCUGAAACUUUUUUCCACCUUUGGAGACAGUUUGGAGGAGAAGUACAAAAAAAUGGCAGACAGCGAGCAGCACGUCUCUUCCACCACUCCUCUGUUUAAUGACGAGGUGCACCAUUACGAGGCCGAACCGGACCCCGAGCCCGGACAGAACCUCUACAACGUGGAUGACGACAUUGUGGACCUUGUUGGCGGGGCUAAGGACGCCUUGGAGCGGCACAAAGCUGAAGACAGCGCUCCUGACGACUUCACACAAACUUCCCUCUCUGAUUCGGAGGAGACGGUAACGUUACCGGAGUCAGCCCCCGCACCAGCGGUCCCAGACACCACCAGCCCAACUUUUGACCCCGAAGAGCCCGAAGCGAUCGCUCCCAAAGCCAAACCUGUGAGUACAAAGAUCGCACCGGAGCCACAGGCUGCCCCCGAGCCAGAACCUGCCCCCGAGAGCGACGCCCUCCCAGCGGCUGAACCCCGGAAAGCAGCGCCAUCCCCCGCAGAGGUAGCAGAGCGGUCUGCGCUGACGGAGGAACCAGCGGCUCCCACGUCUUAUGCACCUUCUUCUUCUAAAGCUCAGCCUCAUCCUCUGAUGCAAUUCCCUACAGCACUUGGGCAGAAGGGUGAUUCCCCUGCUCCCAUCUCUCCCAUCUCCCCUCUCCACUCCCCCGACUCGCUGGAAGAGCGCUCUUUGACCGAGAGUCCCAACCAGCCCCCUGCUUCAGGAUAUGCUGCGCCCCUGGGCUCCUUCUCCACUGAACCCCCCACUGCUCUUUCCAAGGACAUGCAUUGGAAGGGUGAAGAGGGUGACUCUGGACCGGGCAGUAGUAAGAAUCAGGAAGACCCUCUAGGUCCAUUAGCUGGUCCUUACCUGAGUUUAGGGAAAGACCCAGGGCCUCAUAAUCCGUGCGAAGACAGCGGCAUUUCCUUUUCACCCGAGGAGAAGCUGAUUAGCUCAGACAGGUCUUCCACUGGCCCCUCCCCCGUGCACCCCCAGAUGAUGGUCCCUGAGUCUCACGUUGCCUCCUCUAACCCAACAGAGCUCUGGGAUUCACCAUACCUAGCUUCUCAAGACAACACCAAGGCCUCAAUGGAUUCCUUCCCCAAGGACACAGCCUCCAUUAGCCCCUCCAGUUAUGAGCCAGACCUGCACGGCAACCAGUCUGAUGAAGAUGAUGACUUGAUGUAUGAGGUGAAGAAGAAUAAUAACCCAUUCGAUGGCUUUUCCCCACUUGCGGACAGUGGCUACUCACAUUUUGGAGACUCCAAGUCGGACAGCAGAGCAUCUAAAAUGUCCGAUAGUCCCACUCCGGAUCUGGUCCAGUAUGGGCAGACUGGAGAAUCCCAGGACAACCCAUCAUCUUUCUUAGAUGAGGGAAAAACAUUUGAGACCGGAAAGAUGACCGCUGACUCACUCACGCAGUCAAUUAAUCAAUUCUCCUCUGGUCUCAAAGAUGAUGAUGAAGAGGAAGAGGAGGAUUCUGCUCUGCCACCAUCACUUCCAGACAUCCUGAAAUCUUCCCCACUCAACCCUGACAAACUAGACUCUGGCUCCUCUGAGGGAAGUCCGGAGGAGCAGAGCCCCAUCCUCGAACGGAGGAUGAUGGAGUCACCCAACCCUCCGAUCAACCUGUCUGCUAACAACCCCUUUGCUUUUGAGGCUAAAGUUUCCCUGCUGAAGGAGAUGGCUGAGGAGAUGGAGGGGAGAUCUGCAGAGAAAGAAAAAGUUGAAGAUGACAAAACCUUUGGCGCAUUUGACCUUGUCAAAGAGGCCGAGGAAACGACCCCGACUAAAGUUAAAGAAGAGGAACCUGUCAAGAUUGAGCAGAAAGACUGGUUCUCGAGCCACGAUUCUCCCAAAAUGAUCGAAAGGUUUGAGCCACUCGACUUCCAGAACAAGAAGACCCCUGCUGAGGAUUCGGAUUCUGAGUCUCCAACAGCAGACUCCCUCUCUCCAGUCCUGGAAGCGAUGGCAAAGAACCCCGCCAGCUUCCAGGUAGAAACUGACAAGAAGGACCUGAAGAUGGAGUUGGAGGAGCCGGAGGUGGCUGAGGAGGUCUCUGAGCACGAAGUCUCCUCUGAGGAGUUUGAAUUCAUCGAAAGGCCACCCAGAGGUGUUAUUGACGAGUUUCUCGAAGCUCUGGAUACUUCCAAAUUUGCUGCCUCCAAGCCCCCAGAGAUCCCAUUGGAUGACGAUCUAAGCUUUGGGCAAAAGGAUCCUGCCACAGAAGUAGCCCCACCCCCAGAGGUUGAAGAAGAGCCUCCAAGUCAGAGCUCCUACCGCCUCCUCACCCAGGCGUCCCCCCAGAAGAGCAAGGCCGAGCUGGAGAAGCUCGACAUUCAGCAGCCCCCAUCCCAAGCUCCCAUCACUCAUUCCCCCGUUCACAAACCAGAGGAGCUGGCCGCUAAGAAGAGCGCCGAGGGGGGCAAACGGUUUAAGAUGCCAAACCUGAACAUAAGAGCAGUGGUGGAUCUCCUGUACUGGCGCGAUGUGAAGACCACGGGCGUGGUGUUCGGCGCCGCCCUGCUGCUGCUGCUCUCCCUGACGGUGUGCAGCAUCGUGAGCGUGUGCUCCUACAUCUGCCUGGCCCUGCUCUCAGUCACAAUCUGCUUCAGGAUAUACAAAGGCAUCCUGCAGGCCAUCCAGAAGUCAGAUGAGGGACACCCAUUCAAGCAGUACCUGGACCAGGAGGUGGCGCUGUCCGAGGACAUGGUCCACAAGUACAGCGACUUGGUUCUGGCCAAGCUCAACAAGACCAUCGGUGAACUGAGACGUCUGUUCCUGGUCGAGGACCUGGUCGACUCCAUCAAGUUUGCUGUGUUGAUGUGGAUCCUGACCUACGUCGGCGCCUUGUUCACCGGGCUCACUCUCCUUAUUCUGGGUCUGAUUGCAGUGUUCAGCUGCCCGAUCGUCUACGAGAAGCACCAGACUCAGAUCGACCAUUACCUGGCUCUGGUCAACAAUCAGAUCAAAGACGUGGUUGGAAAGAUCCAGGCGAAGGUGCCCGGGAUGAAACGCAAGACAGAGUGAAGUAACAGGAAGUGGGAGUUUGGAUUGAGGAAGUCCUGAGCCGGAUGGUUUGAUUGAAGGAUGGGGGUGUGUGGGUGGGUGAGGGAGGCGGGGGUGGAUAUGAAGGAAGGCUGGAGGAGGAGGGGUUUGGCGUGGACGCAGCCCUUCUAACUGCAUUUGUCAAAAUAAUAAAACAUUUUUUCCAGUUCAGAAUUCCUUUUAUUAUUUUUGUUUCCUGGGAAAGUUUCAGCCACUCCGAGGUCGCUCGAUGAGUUUUCACUUCCCUCCUUUUUGUUUUUUCCUCCUGUUAUAAAAUCAGUCUUUGAAACGUUUUUCUCAAACACAUUUGAAUCUCGGACGAACCCUCGCUCCCUCCACCCGGUGCAUUGUGGGAGCUCCUCCAGCCGGGUUCGGGGGAUUUUUGUAUUUUUUUUCUCCUGUCGUUGUGAUUUAGAUUUUUUUUGAGCUGAAAGGCUUCUUUUCUGUCUUUUUGGCGGCCGCUGCGGGCGAUGAGCACGAGCAGCCGGCGGCGCCUCUUGUUUUUUUUGUUUUUUUUGCUCUGAUAUUCUCGCUGAUUUUAGGCGUAUUUUUGUGAUUUCCUGUCGUGUCCCUGAAGCUCGGAGCCCGUUCCUCAGUAUGCUGGUUUCGCCUCGAUGUGACGAACGACGUCUUUGACUCCUGAUGAGGCAGCGGGGGGUGGGGUGGGGGGUGGGGGUUGUACUACCUUUUAAAAUCUUCAUCGCUUCUGAGUAACUCUAGUUAGAAACAUCUAGAAAACUUCGCCAGAUGAUUAAAACACAUGAAUUACAUCAAAGUCGUUAUUUCCAUGUCAUUGCAGCCGUCUCGUAGUGAAAAACUCUGGAAGGAACGUUUACAUUCAUCCACAUCAGAAAAUAUUUAAAAAGUAUAAAAAAAAACCUUCAUGGGAUUUAAAGAAAAUAGAUAAUCAUUCUGUCUGUGGAGCCGAUAUCUUAAUAAAGUUGCAACCUGCUGUGACUUUUGGGAAACCUUCAAGCAUCUGUUUGUUAUGCAAGUAUAAUUGUGAAUGAUAAACUUCAUACUUCAAUUGUGACGAUAAAAAGCUCCCAGCUGGGAGCCGUGUUUGUGGAAUGCAUUGUGAGAUGUAAACAAUUAUCAAUAAAGCUUCUAGAUGAAA